ACUUACGAAUAUUAGAAUAUGGGUGCAACGGAUAUUAAUGACAUAGGUUAGGUGAAGUUUUCUUUACAAAUUUUCUGUACAUGUAUGAAUAGUGUUUGGUGUGGUCCUUAGUUAAAAAAAGUGUAAAAACUUUACAUAGUGACUUAAUACAGAAUGGCCUCGAGUGAUUCGAACACGGAUGAUUCUUUAUAUCCUAUCGCUGUACUUAUUGAUGAACUCCGAAACGAAGAUGUUCAAUUGAGACUAAAUAGUAUAAAGAAACUCUCCACUAUAGCUCUAGCAUUAGGAGUAGAAAGGACGAGGAGUGAGCUCAUACCUUUUCUAACAGAUACAAUAUAUGAUGAAGAUGAAGUUUUGCUGGCACUUGCUGAACAAUUGGGUACCUUCACACCUUUAGUAGGUGGUCCUGAAUAUGUACAUUGUCUCUUGCCACCCCUUGAAAGUCUGGCAACUGUAGAAGAAACUGUUGUUCGAGAUAAAGCUGUAGAAUCUUUGAGAAACAUAUCUCAACAACACAGUGCUGCAGAUUUAGAGCAGUACUUUGUUCCUCUUGUAAAGAGAUUAGCUUCAGGUGAUUGGUUUACCUCAAGAACAUCUGCAUGUGGUUUAUUUGGUGUAUGUUAUGCAAGACUGUCUCCUCAAUUAAAAGCUGAAUUGCGCAAUCAUUUUCGAAACCUUUGCCAAGAUGAUACGCCUAUGGUUCGCCGAGCUGCUGCUAGCAAAUUGGGAGAAUUUGCUUAUGUGGUAGAGUUAGAUUAUGUCAAAUCAGAUUUGAUUCCAAUGUGGGCAAAUUUAGCUCAAGAUGAGCAGGACUCAGUUCGCUUGCUUGCUGUUGAAGCUUGCGUUUCUAUAUCAGAAUUACUUCCACAAGAUGAUAUUGAACAGUUUGUAAUGCCUAUUCUUCGUCAAGCAGCUGAGGACAAAUCCUGGCGAGUCCGAUAUAUGGUUGCUGAUAAAUUUAAUGAGAUCCAAAAAGCAGUUGGUCCAGAAAUUACAAAAACAGAUUUAGUGCCUGCUUUUCAAAAUUUGUUGAAAGACUGUGAAGCAGAAGUACGUGCAGCUGCAGCUCACAAAGUAAAAGACUUUUGUCAGAAUUUGCCAACAGAUAUUCAAGAACAAGUAAUCAUGAGUAAUAUUCUUCCGUGCAUUAAAGAAUUAGUUGCAGAUGCCAAUCAGCAUGUGAAGUCAGCUUUAGCAUCAGUUAUUAUGGGGUUGUCACCAAUUUUAGGGAAACAAAACACUGUAGAACACCUACUUCCUCUCUUUCUGUCACAGUUAAAAGACGAGUGUCCAGAUGUGCGGUUAAAUAUAAUUUCCAAUCUUGACUGUGUUAAUGAAGUAAUAGGCAUAACGCAGCUUUCGCAGUCUCUUUUGCCUGCUAUAGUGGAACUAGCUGAAGACAGUAAAUGGAGGGUGCGAUUAGCUAUAAUUGAAUACAUGCCUCUCUUAGCUGGACAGCUGGGUGUUGAGUUUUUUGAUGAAAAACUGAAUACAUUGUGUAUGACUUGGCUUGUAGAUCAUGUAUUUGCUAUCAGAGAAGCAGCAACACAGAACUUAAAGAAACUUGUUGAAAAGUUUGGUCCUGAUUGGGCUACUAACACUGUUAUACCAAAAGUAUUAACAAUGUCACAAGAUCAGAACUAUCUUCAUCGUAUGACAUGUUUAUUUUGUGUGAAUGUUUUAGCUGAAGCUUGUGGCCCAGAAAUAACAGCAAAAUAUAUGCUACCAACAGUGUUGGGAUUGGCAAAUGACAAUGUUGCAAAUGUUCGUUUUAAUGUUGCAAAAACCUUACAGAGGAUAGGUCCAGUUUUAGACAAUGCGGCUUUAGAGAGUCAAGUGAAGCCUUGCCUUGACAAAUUGAACAAUGACAAUGAUAUGGAUGUUAGAUAUUUUGCUUCUGAAGCUCUAGCAGUAUUAGGGGCUUAAUCUUCUACUGUGUUGUCUACCAAGAAAAGAGGCUUUUAUUUUACUUUAAAAAGUGGUUCGAGUCAUCAUUUACUUUCUUCAUAUUGAAUUAAAAACACUUCCAACAGCAAAUUUUACACUGUGCUAGUGCAGACAAGCUAAUAAUUGUGCAAUAAUUCAUCAUAAUCUCCAGCCUAAUUAACUAUCAUUGUGAAAAACGUGAUGAAUUGUUGGCAAGUUGUUCAUACUUAACACAGUAUCGCUAUCAUAAAAGAAAAUAAUUUUAAGCUGGUUAAAGAAAUAAACCUGAUUAUGCAUUUUUCUUUCCUUUUUAUUUAACUGAAUAACUCCUUGAAAAUGCUUACUUUAAUAUUUUGUCUUUGUUUCCUGAAUUGUAAUUAAACCAUCACUUAAUUUUUUUUCAAGUAACUUCAGAAAUACUUAUUGGUGUCUAUCUCAUAUUUAUAACUAAUGGAAUUAUUCAAUAUUCAUAAAACUUCAAUUACCUUCUUCAUCAGUGUGUAUUUAAGAAUCAAACGUUUAGCUAUUACUCUAUAUUUGGUUGCUUGUAUUGCAUUGAUUCGUAAUCAAGAUUGAAUUCUUUCAUGUUUUUCGUUAUAGGAAGUAAGUUAUUAAAUUAUUACAUUCAAAUAGUUUAAAAGGGUUAAAGAAAAGGCUUUUAACUGUUUUGUGUAGGACAUGGUAUACAGAAAUUAAUUUUGUUUUUUUUCUCAGAUUAUGUUUUAAAAGACUGCUUUUUAAAAAAGCUUAUUCAUCUUGUGUAGGAUCAGCUUUUUUCCUCUCUGAAUUUUUUUAUUUGUGUGUGGUUGAAACUAUUUUUUGUGAAUGCUGAUACAUCAGUUAUUUACCUUCUGUAUAGAUAAUAGCAUUAAUUUAUAAAUAAUGUGCAAGCAGUUUAAAGCUUGGAAUUUAUUUGUGGUUUUUGUAAGUAAAUGCUCAGUAAAGACUGCAAAUGUGAAAGUUUGUACUAGUGUGUUUUUGUGCAUCACAAGAGCUACACAUCCCACUGUAUAGCUGGAUACUUAUUUAUAGAUCAGAGUCAUCUAGGAAAUGCUGGACCAUUUUAACCUGGAUACACAAGUUGUGUAGUUCUACUUAUUAACUAGAUCUGCCUUCCCCCUCUCUAGUUAAAAUUCAGCAGAAAAUAUUCAUAACCUUGACAUCUGUGUUUAUAAAUUCAUAUUUCUGUAUUGAUUACUUUGCUUUUCUGUAUAUGUUGUGGAAGUAUUAAAAUUGAAUUAUUGACAAAGUGGUAAUCAUGUUUGUAUGUGUUUGAAAUUGUGUAGUAAUUUUGUAGAGUGUUUAAAAUCUUACCUAGGUUGUCAUUUGUAAAUUAUUAUAAGUAUUUGUUUCUGCACGAUACAAAUUUACUGUUUGAUAAAUCUUUACUACGACAACUUAUGAUAUACUGAAUAAGUUGCUGCUUAUGAGCAUAAAGAACUUUAGCAGAAAUUUAAGCGUUUUUUAAAGUAUAAUAGCUUUUAUUUUCUAAUAUUUUUGCUCAUAGUUGAAUAUUUAGCAUUAAGUUGUACAAGUUAUGGUAUAUUUUUGUUUUUAAUUUAUCGUAGAUGAAUAUUUUCGUAUAUCAUUUUGAAAACUAUCAAAUUAAAAGUAAUUUUCAAAUGUUAUAACUGAUAGACUUUGAAAAUGUAGGUAAAGUUUUAAAGCUCUAGUUAGAGAGGAGUAAAAUUUGUUAUUUUUUAAUUUUGUUAAUAUUGUUGAUAAAAUGCUGUGUUACAUAAAAAACACUGCCAUUCAUGCUUGGUGAGAUACAGUGCAUUUUAUAAAUGCAUACAUUAUUCCCAUUAAUUAAAGUCCUGCAUAUAUUUUUAAGCUAUAAUUUAAUUACUGCUUGGAAAAGUAACUGCUGUUAUAAAGCUAAAUGCUUCAAGUAUGUAUAAGUAUUUAUAAUAUGGCUGCAGAAAUGUGCUAAGGACCAAUACAUUAAAAGAAACAAUGUAAUAGUUAUUA
This is a messenger RNA of Stegodyphus dumicola, 3897 nucleotides long. It is a transcript of the gene Pp2A-29B, whose product is annotated as Protein phosphatase PP2A regulatory subunit A. The record is from RefSeq and is a predicted model, not a curated record. Gene Ontology annotation, biological process: protein dephosphorylation. Gene Ontology annotation, molecular function: protein binding; protein phosphatase regulator activity. Lineage: Eukaryota; Metazoa; Arthropoda; Arachnida; Araneae; Eresidae. Gene Ontology annotation, cellular component: protein phosphatase type 2A complex; cytosol; cytoplasm.